GCAUUGGAAAGCAACGCCGUAGUCUUCAUUGCAGGCGCAGACACAUAGCAAUUAAGGCUCAUUGCGCUAUGGAGCCGUCGUCUUCGGUGCAAAGAAAUAGCAGAAGCGCCGAUGGGGCGAUGAACGUUGUUCGGUUGUGCGGUUCCGCUUGGUCCGAAUGUGGUUACUGCAAAGGCAAGCGAGCUUCGAUAGUUCAUCGAGAUCCAAAAGCCAGUAGUAAGGUAUAUUCAAUCCUCACGGCGCGACUCACUCCAGCUUGCUAUGAACGUCUUGUGUAUCGAGGUUGGAGAAGAUCGGGCUCGGCCUUGUACAAACCCGAUAACGCCGCAUCCUGCUGUCCAAACAUCACGAUUCGUCUGCCCGUCAAAGACUUUGUACCUACCAAGUCACAACGCAGAGUUACAAAACGCAUGCAAGCACUGUUGGAAGCGCCUACCAAAGCAAAGCCAACGAGUGGAUCUGACGAAAGGCAGAAACAGAUUGUCUCGAAAAGGAUACAGUACCAAAAAUUGGUAGAGGACUCGGGAAAGCUUGGCUUUUUACAAGAUUGGACCAUCAAGGCGCUGCGCGAGAUUUUGGGGAGCAAAUACUACGACGAGAUUGCUGUGGAACCUUCGUUUAAACUUCAGUUCCAGAAAAACAAAAAGGGUAACGCAGCAUCCCAGGGGGAACUCGUCGCGGUGACCAGCGUCUGUGCUCAGAUUGCUGGACGGUCCAAAAACGCUCUCGAGCCGUCGUCUUUGGCACGAAGCCUCAAAUAUGCUCUGACGGCAACUUUGACAGAGUCUCCUUUACAAAUCUCUCCUUCUGAUACAUGUGGGAUAGAAGACUCGGAUACAGUGCAUAAAAAGCCCAAAAGACAACCACAAGUGUCCAUCAAACUCAUCGAGUGUCACGAAGCGUCUGGGCAUGUGAUGGUUAUCUUUAACGUCGACGCCACGGAUUCUUCCCAGAUCUCUUUUAUGGGGGAGCCCACGGAAACGAACAUGGAAAAGCCACAGGACCAACUAGCGGCAUGGUGGAUACAGCACUGUCCCCAGCAGCCAUUGCCUGCUACUUACAAAUUUCAGAUCGAAACCUUAUCCGCCCACGAGUCGGCUUUGGAUCCUGAAGUCCACCGCCUGUACUUUCGGUAUCAGCAUGAAGUACACGGUGAUCCCCAUCCUUUAUCUGCUGAAGAAUACUCUUUCGCUGAGGGAGAUGACGUUCCCUGGGCUUCGCACGCUCCCAAGGGAUGGAAGGUGAGGGCGCUCAAAAUGCUUGAUUUUGAAUACAACGAGUUACCUCAGUCAAAAAAAGAGCAGAUUUUGAAUGCUUUUGGUAGUUUUUACAUGUUCUUGGUCGAAAAUCCUUUUUCAAGUGAACGUAUUUCGCCUCGCAAUCGUAAGCUUGGAACGUACCACCAACAUUAUCGCAUAGCAGGGUUGCUAGUCGCAGUUGGUGUUGUGGAUAUUCUACCUGAAGGACUUUCGUCCGUCUACCUUUUUUACAAUCCCUCUUUUGCUCACGACUUGGUGCCCUUGGGCAAGUACGCUAUAUUGCGGGAAAUCGACUGGAUCAGGGAGCAGGAACCAUCUCUACCAUAUUACUAUUUGGGUUAUUAUAUUGAAAGUUGUCCAAAAAUGCGGUACAAGGGUGACUAUCAUCCAUCACAGUUGCUUUGUCCCGUUCGGUACAGGUGGGUGGACGCUGAACAAGCUAAGAAAACAAUUCAAGAAGAGAGUCCUUUGCAUCACUAUUGUCAACUUUAUCUUGUGAGCAGUAACGGUGACAUCGAGAAAACCGAUGAAGAGACCACGAUUGAAAAGCGGAAUCCGUGUAACGCGGAGACUGCAUUGACCUUAGUACAAAUGGAAGUGGGAACAGGAACUCCUUUGAAAUUAAGUAUGCUUCAUGAAGGCGGACAAGACGUUGUCGGUCCGCUGUUGAAAGAGUUUAUUCUGGAAACCAGUCCUUCAAUUGCUGUAGAUUGCUUAGUAGACUUUCGCUGAGCAUACUCAUGAGCCGACUUCCCAAAUAUGAUUUGCCAAUGAACUAUGAUAUUUGCGAGUCUUUCCAAAGUUGCUGCCAAUCCUUUGCUAUAAAUUUGACCAAGUAUACAAUAGAAAAUUGUGGCCACAAAACCUUAACUGUAAACGACUCUGAUUU
Phaeodactylum tricornutum CCAP 1055/1 is the source of this 2148-nucleotide messenger RNA. RefSeq lists its product with no specific name. Gene Ontology annotation, biological process: protein arginylation. Gene Ontology annotation, cellular component: cytoplasm. Gene Ontology annotation, molecular function: arginyl-tRNA--protein transferase activity. Bases 69 to 1991 code for a protein of 640 amino acids. Lineage: Eukaryota; Bacillariophyta; Bacillariophyceae; Surirellales; Neidiaceae. The transcript has a single exon. The record is from RefSeq and is a predicted model, not a curated record.